AUGUCCGGGUUCGACAUUCGGUCCGAAAAUUCGCAAAUGGUUCUAACUGUUAGUUUGAAAAACCCAGUCUUCAGCUCCGGUGGGUUGUUCUUGGACAGAAGCACGAUUCCUGCGUCAAUUGUCAGUGCAAUAUCUGGUGAAGGUGGCUUCAGUGAUUGCUCGGUGAGCGUGAGGCGGAAGCGGUGGGAAUUUUUGUGUUUGAGCUGCUCAAUUAAGGAGAAAGAUGGAGCGGCGAACAAUAAUUCAUCUGAACGUACCGCAGCGAGUGGUGAAACUGAGAUGGUAAAGGCAGGAAAUAGAAUGCGAGUUAGGUUAAGGGGACGGGGGGCGGUGAAUACCACAAAGCAUUUGUGGGCCGGAGCUGUGGCUGCCAUGGUUUCGAGGACAUGUUUAGCUCCACUUGAGAGGCUAAAGUUGGAGUAUAUAGUCCGUGGUGAGAAGAGGAACCUCUUUGAACUUGUUCAUAAAAUAGCAAAAACUCAAGGCGUAAGAGGCUUUUGGAAGGGAAAUUUUGUUAAUAUACUUCGUACAGCUCCUUUCAAGGCGAUCAAUUUCUGUGCUUAUGAUACAUAUCGAAAGCAGCUACUCAAUUUAUUUGGAAAUGAAGAAACCACUAAUUCCGAGAGAUUGGUUGCUGGUGCUGCCGCUGGUAUUACAGCUACGGUGCUUUGCCUGCCGCUUGAUACUAUCCGAACUAGGCUGGUAGCACCUGGUGGAGAAGCCCUUGGUGGUGUUAUUGGAGCUUUCCAGCAUGUGGUCCGACAUGAGGGGUUUUUUUCUCUUUACAAAGGAUUAUUACCCUCAAUUCUAAGCAUGGCCCCCUCUGGGGCCGUCUUUUACGGCGUGUACGACGCGCUUAAAUCAGCUUACUUGCAUUCACCUGAAGGCAGGAAAAGGAUUCAGAACAUGAAGCAGCAUGAGCUGAAUGCCUUUGAGCAGCUGGAGCUUGGACCUGUCAGAACGCUAUUGCAUGGUGCUAUUGCCGGGGCUUGCGCGGAGGCAGCUACCUACCCGUUUGAGGUCCUUAGGAGGCAACUCCAACUGCAGAGCCGGGGGGCUAAACUGAGUACGGUCGCCACUUGUGUACAGAUAAUUGAGCGGGGUGGGGUCCCUGCCCUUUACGCAGGUCUUAUACCAAGCUUGUUACAGGUACUACCUUCGGCAUCAAUAAGCUUCUUUGUCUACGAGUUCAUGAAGAUAGUUCUUAAAGUGGAAUGA
Messenger RNA from Striga hermonthica, 1218 nucleotides. Lineage: Eukaryota; Viridiplantae; Streptophyta; Magnoliopsida; Lamiales; Orobanchaceae. The record is from the annotation of a GenBank genome assembly.